Messenger RNA from Plasmodium vinckei vinckei, 3681 nucleotides. Its product is annotated as protein kinase, putative. Gene Ontology annotation, biological process: protein phosphorylation. The transcript is spliced from 4 exons. The record is from RefSeq and is a predicted model, not a curated record. The coding region runs from base 1 to 3681 and encodes 1226 amino acids. Gene Ontology annotation, molecular function: ATP binding; protein kinase activity. Lineage: Eukaryota; Apicomplexa; Aconoidasida; Haemosporida; Plasmodiidae.
AUGACCAAAAUUAGUAAACACAAUUUACUUUUGAAAUAUAAAGAUAAGGAUGAUUUUAUUUAUAGCCAACUCUUGAAUAUUCUGGAAUACCCAUUUAAUGAAAUAUUUGAAUAUGCGGAUGGAAAUAUUUAUAUUGGAGAAACUGAAAAUAAAAAAAGACAUGGUUACGGCUUUUAUAUAUAUGAAGAUAUUAAGGCAAUAUAUCAAGGGCAAUGGAAGGAAAAUUCAAAAAAUGGAUACGGAAUUUUAUAUAAUAAAAAUGACGUGAUUUAUUCAGGUGAAUGGUUGAAUAAUAUUUCACAUGGUUUUGGAUGUAGUUAUAAAAAAAAGAAAAUAUAUUUUGGUUGUUAUAAAUAUGGUUUAAUGAAUGGUGUAGGAAUAGUAAAGAAAAAUAAAGGUUUAAAUUUAUGUUUAUUUAAGUCAAAUGCAAAAAAAGUAGGAAUUGAAAUUUCUAAAAAUAUGGAAAUAAAUAUAUGUUUAUAUAAAGAUAAUGAAAUAUAUUUUAAAAAUAAACUAUCUAAAUAUUUCCCUUAUUAUAAAGACAAUAAUAUAUCUCAAAAUAUUCAAACUGAAGUUUUUUAUAAAAUAUUAAACAUAGACAAAUCAGCAAUUGAUAAUGAAAUAGAAUAUAAUGAAAAUUGUAAAAAAAAUAAAAGUACAUCAUUAAUAUGUGAAGAAGAUAUAAAUAACGUAACUAAGAAUACAGACACAAAUUUUAAUUUAAAACAUUUUUUAGGAGUACAAUCAAAAAAAUUCAAAUAUAUAAAAAAAGAUUAUUGUGAUGUAAAUAAAUCAAAUAGCUUUUGCACACCUUAUGAUAAUUACUGUUAUUCUUUACCAAGUCAAAAAAAGUUUAAUAAAAAAAUUAGUAAUUAUUCUAAUCCGGUUUAUGACAACCCUUUGACAAAUAAUAAUAAUAAUAACAGUAUGAAUACUUCUAGCAUUCCAAAACAUAUAUAUAGAUAUUCGGUGCCUAUAAAUAGUUAUAUAAAUCAAAGCGACAAUGAUAUGUUGCCAUUCGAAUUUGACAAAAUUGAUAAACUUGAUAAAAUUGACGAUCAUAUUUACAAGUCGAAUAUGUCUAGCCAAGUAAGAAUGACAUAUGAAAAAAAUAAGAGAGUAAAAAAAAAAAAAAAAAAAAAAAAUUCCCAUUUAAAACGUGUAAAAGCUAAAAUAUUGAAUAACGAGAAUUAUUUAUUUCAUGAAUUAGAUUCAAAUAGUUCAAAUUAUUUUUCUGAAAAUAUGACAAGAAAUAUUAGUAACUAUUCAGAUAGCGAAAAGUUAAAAAAAAAAAAAAAAAUAAUAGUUAAACUGAUAAUAAAAAAAAAAGAGAAUAUGGCUUGUCUUUUGGAUAGUCCAAAUUUGAAUAAUGAUAAAACAAGCAUACCACAAAAAAAAAAUCGUAAUAAAAUAAAAUACACAUUAUUUGUUAAUAAACAUAUUAUGAAAUAUUUUUGUAGAGAUAAUAAACAAAUACUAAAUGAUAAAGUAAGUGAAUUAAAUUAUUAUAACGGUUUAAAAACAGCUAGUAUGCAAAGUAGCGAUAAGUUAGAAGGGGAUUAUUUUAUGUCUCAUGGUAGUGGAACAAAUGAGGGUAUAGCUAAACAAAUUAUGCCCAAAUUGGAAAAAAUAAAAAGAAAAAAAGAAAAAGAAUUAUCAAAGUAUAUAUAUUUAUUAAAUUAUUUAAAAGAAAUUAACAAAAAAAAUAAAAUUGAAUGUAUUUAUCAAUGGAGAAUAGAACAUAUUUCUAUUUUAUUAUAUCUUUUUGAAUUAGAUGAAUAUAUUCCAUCAUUUAUUUCUAACAAUGUCGAAGGAUUUCAUUUUUUUAUUAUGAGUAGAAAAAUAUUAAAUGAAUUAGGAGUAUAUAAAAAUGAACAUAUAUAUUUUUUUAUGAAUUUUAUCAACACAUUUAAUAAUAUACAUAAUAUAUAUUUACAAAUUUUUUUAAAAUGGGAACAACUAAAUAAAAGCUUAUUCUCCUUAAAAUAUAAUCUAAUAAGAAAUAAAGAUUUAACUAUUUUAAAAAAAUUAAAAAAAUCGAAGAACUUAUAUUUGGGCUAUUAUGGAAAUUGUUUUGUAUGCUUACGUACUAUCAAAAGUGUAAAUUUUAUGUCUAAUUUGAAAAUAAAAAAGGAAGAAAAAAAUAUAGAUGAAAUAAAUGAUAGUGAUAUUGUUCGAUCGUAUACUAAGGGGCAUGAUAAAGUUGUGUGCAGUCACGAAAAAAUUGAAAUAGAAAAAAAGGAUGACAUAGACAAAACACAAAAUAAUAAUAACCUACAUAAUCUAAAUAUUCAAGAAAAAGGUAAGCAAAACUCUUUUAUAGGAACAAAUUUAUUUAAUAGUGCCCAAAAUUUGUUAUUUGACGAUAGGCCAAAAGAAAAUAUUUUCCGAGCAUUUGAAAGUAUAAAGAAUAAUAUAUUAAGUUAUAAAAAUAGUAAUAUUAAUAUAUCUGAAAAUAAUACAAAGUUUGAAUUAUUCGAUGAUGGGGGAAAGGGAAUUGAAAAAGAAAAAAAUAUUAACCAAUUAAACGAGUAUAAAAAUGAUUUUUUAGAGAAUGGUCGAGAUAAUAAUAACACAUGUGAAUACUUAAAAAUGAUUUGGGAUUAUAAAAAUAUGGAUAGAUAUAUGAAAAAAAUAAGUAGAAGAAUAUGUUUUAUAAAAGAACAUUUUAUUAUGUCUAAUGUAAGACAUCCAAACAUUGUGGAAUAUAUUGGUAAUAUUAUUACUUGGAAAAAAAAUAAAAAAAAUAAAAAAAUACGAGAACAUUUUGGUUUGGUUUUUGAAUAUAUCAAGGGAAAACGUUUAUAUGAUAUUUUAUAUAAUAAAAAGAAAAAAAGAAAUAAUAAAGAAAAUGAAAAAAAAUAUGUCCAUAAAAAUGAUAGUAAAGACAACAUAUAUAAUGGAUAUAAAAAAUGGAAAUUAAAUAAUAAGGUUAUUUUAAAAGUUUUAUACGAAAUCUGUCUUACUCUACAUUAUUUACAUGAAAAAAAUAUAUAUCAUGGAAAUAUAAACAGUAAAAAUUUAUAUAUAACAAAAAAUGGGAAUGUAAAAAUAUGUAAUUUUAAAAAUGCACACAUUCAAAAUUAUUAUGACUAUAAAGCUAAUAUUCAAAAUCGACCUGAACGUUCAGAAAAAAAAAAUACCAUUUAUUAUAAUUUGAAAGCAAAUAAUUUUAUACCACUUCCAUAUAUUACAUAUAUUAAUUAUACAAAACAAAACAUAAAAUAUAUUGAUGAAAUAACAUCAGCACCAUUCUUUUUAUAUACAAACACAUUUAAUUUAAAACUUAUAAAUAAUCUUAAAAGUAUAUAUACAGCACCAGAGGUUUUGAGAGGUGAAGAAUAUACAAAUAAAAGUGAUAUAUACUCAUUAGGUAUAAUAAUGUAUGAGCUUAUAUUUGAAACAUUACCAUUUAAGAAUAAACAUAAUAAUAAUUUUAAUUUAUUUCUUUCUAUUUUAAUAUCUACAUGUUAUUUUCAAAAUUAUAUUUAUUUUGAUAUGAAUAAAUUUAAAAAUAAUAAUAUAAUGUCUCAUAUUUUUAUAAAUAUUACAAUUCUUAUAAAAUUAUGUCUAAAUCCAGACCCAUCAAAUAGGCCUACCUCAAAAUAUUUAUAUAACUAUUUUAAGAAUAUCCUUGAUAUUUUAAAAAUUAUGAAAAAAAAUAAUCAGGAAAUUCUCUAA